AUAACUGCCAUGGCAGAUUUUGAACAUUCUGGUAAUGGCAUACCAUCUUCUAGUGUCACAAUUACAUUAGGAUCUACUACUUCUGUUUUAUUUUUGACCCCUGUUAAUGUAAAGGAACAGCAAAAUGCCACAACACCAACUGAAACGGAAAAUCCUGCAAUGGGAAUUACUGUUACCACAGAAAGUAAUGUGGAUAUGGCAAUAUUACAUCCUGCUGUGAUAAUUGGAGUUCCUGCAGUGUUGCUCCUAAUCCUCUUGAUUCUCCUGGUCAUCUUUAUUAUAAGAUGUCGCAAUCAGAAGCAAAGCCAACAAGAUGAGCUAGGAAGUGAAAAUGGUAAAAGUCCUAUUUUUGAAGAGGACACACCCUCUGUAAUGGAAAUUGAGAUGGAAGAACUGGAUAAAUGGAUGAAUAGCUUAAAAAGAAAUGAAGAAUGUGAUUAUCUGCCUCCUGUAAAAGAAGAGAAAGACUGUAACACCAACCCAAGUGAUUGCGAACCUUGAGAUAAAGAAGGAAUUGUGUGAAAUAAAGGAAGAAGAGCAGAAGUAAUAUUAUUGCUGAGUU
Candoia aspera is the source of this 562-nucleotide messenger RNA. It is a transcript of the gene TMEM154, whose product is annotated as transmembrane protein 154. The coding region runs from base 10 to 501 and encodes 163 amino acids. The record is from RefSeq and is a predicted model, not a curated record. The transcript has 5 exons. Lineage: Eukaryota; Metazoa; Chordata; Lepidosauria; Squamata; Candoiidae.